UUCUAGGAGCGGGUGGCGACGAAGUCAUGGACCGCAACCCUUCGCCGCCGCUGCCGAGUCGGGACCAGGACGAGGAGGAGGGGGCCGGGGGUGACUGCAUAGGAAGCACGGUCUACAGCAAACACUGGCUCUUCGGCGUCCUCAGCGGGCUCAUCCAGAUUGUUAGCCCUGAAAAUACCAAAUCCAGUUCAGAUGAUGAGCAGCAGAUGGAGCUUGAUGAAGAAAUGGAGAAUGAAAUUUGCAGAGUAUGGGAUAUGUCAAUGGACGAGGAUGUGGCUCUAUUUCUCCAAGAAUUCAAUGCUCCUGACAUAUUUAUGGGAGUAUUGGCCAAAUCCAAAUGUCCUCGGUUAAGAGAAAUCUGUGUGGGAAUUUUAGGUAAUAUGGCCUGUUUCCAGGAGAUAUGUGUGUCCAUCAGCAGUGAUAAAAAUCUUGGACAGGUGUUAUUGCACUGUUUGUAUGAUUCAGACCCUCCUACUCUUCUGGAAACAAGCCGGUUGUUGCUUACUUGUCUUUCCCAGACAGAAGUAGCCAGUGUCUGGGUUGAAAGAAUCUGGGAAUAUCCAGCUAUUUAUGAUAGCAUUUGUUUCAUUAUGUCAAGUUCAACAAAUGUUGACUUGCUGGUCAAGGUGGGGGAGGUUGUGGACAAGCUUUUUGAUUUGGAUGAGAAGCUAAUGUUGGAAUGGAUUAGAAAUGGGGCUGUUCAGCCUCUGGACCCACCCCAGGAAGAUUCUGAAGAGCAGCCAGUGUUUAAGAUUGUGCCCUGUGUACUUGAAGCUUCAAAACAAGUACGUUCUGAAAAUCCAGAAGGGCUCGAUGUUUACAUGCAUAUCUUACAGCUGCUUACCACAGUGGACGAUGGAAUUCAAGCAAUUGUACAGUGUCCUGAUACUGGAAAAGACACUUGGAAUUUACUUUUUGACCUGGUCUGCCAUGAAUUUUGCCAGUCUGAUGAUCCACCCAUCAUACUUCAAGAACAGAAAACAGUGCUAGCUUCUGUUUAUUCAGUGUUGUCUGCCAUCUAUGCGUCACAGACUGAACAGGAGUAUCUAAAGAUAGAAGAAGUAGAUCUUCCUCUAAUUGACAGCCUGAUUCGUGUCUUACAAAACAUGGAACAUUGUCAGAAGAAACCAGAGAACUCGGCAGAUUCUAACAUGGAAGAAACGAAAAAGUCUGACUUAACCCAAGAUGAUUUCCACUUGAAAAUCUUAAAGGAUAUUUCAUGUGAAUUUCUUUCUAAUAUUUUUCAGGUUUUAACAAAGGAGACUGUGGCUCAGGGACUAAAGGAGGGCCAGUUAAGCAAACAGAAGUGUUCCUGUGCAUUUCAAAACCUUCUUCCUUUUUAUAGUCCGGUGAUAGAAGACUUUCUCAAAAUUCUACAUGAAGUUGAUAAAACUCUUGCUGAUGACCUGGAGCAAAACUUCCCAAGUUUGAAGGCUCAGACUUAAACACUGAAUUGGAGUUUCCUCUGCCCAAUAA
Molecule: messenger RNA, 1476 nt
Organism: Neomonachus schauinslandi (Hawaiian monk seal)
Lineage: Eukaryota; Metazoa; Chordata; Mammalia; Carnivora; Phocidae
Gene: SAAL1
Product: serum amyloid A like 1
Exons: 12
Coding region: 27-1445 (472 amino acids)
Source: RefSeq, a predicted model, not a curated record